Molecule: messenger RNA, 354 nt
Organism: Glycine soja
Lineage: Eukaryota; Viridiplantae; Streptophyta; Magnoliopsida; Fabales; Fabaceae
Product: dirigent protein 19-like
Exons: 1
Coding region: 1-354 (117 amino acids)
Source: RefSeq, a predicted model, not a curated record
AUGGCACAGGUAUUCAAAUCAUUCCCUCACUCCCAAAAUACAACACGACCACUUCGUUUGGUUAAUUUGGUGAGAAUCUUAAACCCUUUAACCUUGGGACCCGAGUUGAGCUCCAAGCAAGUGGGGAGGGCCGAAGGGCUCUACGCGUCGGCGUCGCGGACGGAGCUUAGUCUUUUGAUGGUCAUGAACUUCGCCCUAACCGCAGGGAAGUACAAUGGCAGCACCAUCACCAUCAUGGGGAGGAAUAGGCCUCUCAUGACCAAGGUUAGGGAGAUGCCUGUGAUUGGUGGUAGUGGGAUUUUCCGGGUUGCUAGGGGAUAUGCCCUGGUAAAGACUCAUUCUUAUGAUCCUUAG